AUGGUGCCCAACCCAGAGGAUUGUGAAGGGGUGUUUGAUCAGAAAGUGGUGCCCAACCCAGAGGAUUGUGAAGGGGUGUUUGAUCAAAUUCUGUAUGGUAUCCAGCAGCAGCAUCUGGAUAGACUACAGCGUGUGCAAAACACUGCUGCCAGACUCAUCACACGGAAGUCAAUGCGUGAACACUUUACACCCAUCCUGAAAGAGCUGCACUGGCUACCUGUGAGACUCAGGAUCGUGUUCAAGCUGAUCAUGUUUGUCUACAAAUCGAUCCAUGGGCUAUCCCCAGUAUACCUCCAGGAACACACUGCCCUUUACCAACCUGGCCCAAAACUGAGAUCUACAAACAAACUACAGCUUGCUGUUCCACCAACCAGCAGAACAACAUAUGGCGACAGAACCUUCCGAAAAGCAGGUGCAACUCUAUGGAAUGCACUGCCCAUUGAUGUCAGGGGAUCUGAAGAUGUCAACACCUUUAGAUCAAAACUCAAGACCAUCCUCUUCAAAAGAGCAUACGACUGA
Molecule: messenger RNA, 519 nt
Organism: Haliotis rufescens (red abalone)
Lineage: Eukaryota; Metazoa; Mollusca; Gastropoda; Lepetellida; Haliotidae
Exons: 2
Coding region: 1-519 (172 amino acids)
Source: RefSeq, a predicted model, not a curated record